UACUGUCUCUGCCGUUGUCUCGACCUCUCUGAUUGCGCUCGUGUGUGUGUGACCAUCCUUGAAAACCCGUAAGUGGCACCGCCGGAUGCAUUCCUGUCCCAAAACAUGAGGAAUGUUUGUUUGUUUUGCUGUAUCUGAUCGACAUUCUCUUAUGGCCUGCCCUUCCCUCCUUUGCUCUCCUCGUCACAUAGAUUUCUGUCCAAGAGACAUCACGAAAAGAAUCCACAAUGCUUGCUCAAGGAGUUCUCUAUCUUGCUUGGAUGGUCAGUCUGGCUGCCAGUCAGUCGAUUGACCCCAGCACCAUCCCUAUUGCUACUCGCGACCAAUGGUGCAGCCAGCAACAAACCUCCUGUCCCUUGAUCUGCCUCCAACUACCAAACGGGACCUCCGACACUCAAAGCAAUACCUGCGACCCAGAUACCCUCGAUUUCUCCUGUGUCUGCAAUACCGGCCAAUCACCCAACUCAACCGAAUACUCCCAAACAAUCCCUUACUUCAUCUGCACCGCCUACAACACCCAAUGCCAAAAUAACUGCAGCGGUGCCUCGGACUGCCAAGCAGCAUGCGUCCAGAACCAUCCCUGCGGCGCCCAGGACCCCAAACGUUACAACGCCACUACUUCUGCUGCUUCUGGCACCGGAGCUACGGCUACCACAACCGGUAGUGCUACCACCUCCGGCAGUGGUGAUGUCUUGAUAACUGGGUUCGGGACGGGGUCGGCUGCGAAAUCGACGGGUGGUUCGUCGGCGGGAUCGGUGGGUGUUGUGAGGCCGUUUUUGAGUGAGUUUGGGCAGGUUUAUGGGGUCUUUAUGGUUGUUGCGGGUUUGUUGGGUGGGUUUGCUGUUAUUCUAUAAUCUGAUCAUACACUUUUGCUUUUCAUUCUACCAUUUUGCUCAUUUUCAGCAUACAUGUAUUUUGUUAAUCAUUUUCUGCUUUGG
Messenger RNA from Talaromyces stipitatus ATCC 10500, 938 nucleotides. RefSeq lists its product as hypothetical. Lineage: Eukaryota; Fungi; Ascomycota; Eurotiomycetes; Eurotiales; Trichocomaceae. The record is from RefSeq and is a predicted model, not a curated record. The transcript is spliced from 4 exons. Bases 228 to 854 code for a protein of 208 amino acids.